AUGGCUCGAGGGGUUACUAUACUUUGCUACACUUGGCUUGUAAGACGCUCAAAAAGCUACAAUUCGCGACUGGUUCAAACCCAGUUCAACACAAGUAGACCUGCUAUGUACUUGUCUUGUUGCCGUAAAUGGGUAGCGACCCGACUUAUGCAUGGUGAUCAUCGCACCAUAUCAGUCAAUGUGGACGCUUCCUUCUUCCUUACCCGUGCUGUUCUUCCACACAUGAGGAAGCAGGGAUAUGGUCGAAUCAUUCAUAUUGCCUCCUAUACAUUCGAGGAACCAGAAUUAGGUCUUGGUGUCUACGAUGCAUCCAAAGCUGCUAUUAUCGGAUUGGUUCACGCAGCUUCGGUUGAGGCUGGACUUGGUGUGACCGUGAAUGCUGUGAUGCCUGAGUUGAUUCGGAUGGACCAAGUGUGGAAUGCAGGUGUUCUCCCACCCUCUGUUUGACCGGGUGAUACAGAAACAAAAUACCAAGCGCUGUGGAUUGCCAGAGGACAUUGCGCACACGUCCGGCUUUGUUGCUAGUCCCGAAGCCGCAUUCACUACUGGGCCAAUUUUUGAUGUGAGUGGCGGGGAAACCUUUUAUCAGACUCAAUACAACGAAAUUGUGUUUCAUAAUGGAAGACCUCAAGAAACGAACAAUAAGGGACUUUUGCGCCAUGGUAUGUAG
Molecule: messenger RNA, 670 nt
Organism: Aspergillus niger
Lineage: Eukaryota; Fungi; Ascomycota; Eurotiomycetes; Eurotiales; Aspergillaceae
Exons: 2
Source: RefSeq, a predicted model, not a curated record